Molecule: messenger RNA, 450 nt
Organism: Peronospora matthiolae
Lineage: Eukaryota; Oomycota; Peronosporomycetes; Peronosporales; Peronosporaceae
Source: the annotation of a GenBank genome assembly
AUGGACACCACUUCGAAACGAGGUGCCAGUCCUUCUGUCGGCACGUCGCAGGAAGAGCGGGACCGCAAUGUCUUGCGUCUCGCUCCUGAUAAGAAGGCAUGGAUGCCUCCAAAAUCCGUCAUGGAUCACUUUUCGGCGACGACGAGUGAUCGUUAUCGAACACGAUUGUUCGAUUCGUCGAGGAAUCAUCACCUUGACCCCAGCGCGAAAAACUGUCGCGCUGAAAGUGAAUUCUUCAUCGAUGCUUUCUUUAGACAUCGAUGGUACAGUGGGAAUCACAAACGUGAUGGUCCCUCACUGCUUCAGGCGUGGAACGCCUACAUCCAUAACCUCGAGGAUGUAGGUCGUGACGCUUGGGACGACAAACUUAUCAAAGCUCGUGAUAAGUUUGAAAAGCGAGCCCCGACUGGUGCACGCUACAAGCUGCAUAGUCUGUCAAGGGAGAAGUAA